This is a messenger RNA of Opisthocomus hoazin, 3336 nucleotides long. It is a transcript of the gene HCN4, whose product is annotated as hyperpolarization activated cyclic nucleotide gated potassium channel 4. Lineage: Eukaryota; Metazoa; Chordata; Aves; Opisthocomiformes; Opisthocomidae. Gene Ontology annotation, biological process: sodium ion transmembrane transport; potassium ion transmembrane transport; regulation of membrane depolarization. Gene Ontology annotation, molecular function: voltage-gated potassium channel activity. The record is from RefSeq and is a predicted model, not a curated record. Gene Ontology annotation, cellular component: dendrite; HCN channel complex; axon.
AUGGCAAGGCGGCUGCUGCUGCUGCUGCCGCCCUCCCUCGCCUUCCAGCCAGAACCGGCCUCCCCCAGUGAGGACAAGAGCCCCCUCGGCAGAGGGGAGCUGGAGCAGGGACUGCCAGCGCCCCCCCCACCAGCAGCCCCCCCGGACCCCCAGCAGCAGUCCCCCCGGGCUUGCUCCUCUACCUCCAUCAAAGUGGAAGGAGGUGGAGGGUGCGACCAGAUCACCCCAGAUGAGGAGCAGAGGCUGGGCCAAGCCGGUUUCAUGCAGAGGCAGUUCGGGGCCAUGCUCCAGCCAGGCGUCAACAAAUUCUCCUUGAGGAUGUUUGGCAGCCAGAAGGCCGUGGAGAGGGAGCAGGAAAGGGUUAAGUCUGCCGGGUUCUGGAUCAUCCAUCCCUACAGCGACUUCAGGUUUUACUGGGAUUUGACCAUGCUGCUCCUAAUGGUAGGAAACCUGAUCAUUAUCCCUGUGGGCAUCACUUUCUUCAAGGAUGAAAACACUACGCCAUGGAUUGUCUUCAAUGUGGUUUCGGACACAUUCUUCCUCAUCGACCUCGUCCUCAACUUCCGAACAGGCAUUGUGGUGGAGGACAAUACAGAGAUCAUCCUAGACCCACAGAGGAUCAAGAUGAAGUACCUAAAGAGCUGGUUUGUGGUGGAUUUUAUCUCCUCCAUCCCAGUGGACUAUAUCUUCCUGAUUGUUGAAACCCGCAUUGAUUCUGAGGUAUACAAGACAGCCCGGGCACUGCGCAUCGUGCGCUUCACUAAGAUCCUCAGCCUCCUACGGCUUCUGCGGCUCUCCCGGCUCAUCCGCUAUAUUCAUCAGUGGGAGGAGAUCUUCCACAUGACCUACGAUCUGGCCAGUGCAGUGGUGCGGAUUGUGAACCUGAUUGGGAUGAUGCUACUGCUAUGUCACUGGGAUGGCUGCCUCCAGUUCCUUGUGCCUAUGCUGCAGGACUUUCCUGACGAUUGUUGGGUUUCCCUCAACCGCAUGGUGAAUGACUCCUGGGGGAAGCAGUAUUCCUAUGCGCUGUUCAAGGCAAUGAGUCACAUGCUCUGCAUUGGGUAUGGGCAGCAGGCGCCCGUUGGCAUGUCAGAUGUGUGGCUCACUAUGCUGAGCAUGAUUGUCGGUGCCACCUGUUAUGCCAUGUUCAUCGGCCAUGCCACAGCCCUAAUCCAGUCUCUGGACUCCUCACGGCGUCAGUACCAGGAGAAGUACAAACAAGUGGAGCAGUAUAUGUCCUUCCACAAGCUCCCUGCAGACAUGCGGCAGCGCAUCCAUGAUUACUAUGAGCACCGCUACCAAGGGAAGAUGUUUGAUGAGGAGAGCAUCCUGGGAGAGCUGAGUGAGCCGCUCCGAGAGGAAAUCAUAAACUUCAACUGCCGGAAGCUGGUUGCCUCCAUGCCCCUCUUUGCCAAUGCAGAUCCCAACUUUGUGACCUCUAUGUUGACCAAGCUGCGGUUCGAGGUGUUUCAGCCUGGGGAUUAUAUCAUACGGGAGGGCACCAUUGGCAAGAAGAUGUACUUCAUCCAGCACGGGGUGGUGAGCGUCCUCACCAAAGGCAAUAAGGAGACCAAGCUGGCAGAUGGCUCCUACUUUGGAGAAAUUUGCCUGCUGACCCGUGGCCGGCGCACAGCCAGCGUGCGAGCUGAUACCUACUGCCGUCUCUACUCCCUCUCAGUGGACAACUUCAAUGAGGUGCUGGAAGAGUAUCCCAUGAUGCGGCGAGCUUUUGAAACUGUGGCUCUUGACAGGCUGGACAGAAUUGGCAAGAAAAAUUCCAUUCUGCUGCAUAAAGUCCAGCAUGACCUCAAUUCGGGUGUUUUCAACUACCAAGAAAAUGAGAUCAUCCAGCAGAUUGUGCAGCAUGACAGAGAAAUGGCACACUGUGCCCACAAUGUCCAGGCUGCCGCCGCUGCUGCUGCCGCUGCUGCAUCCACACCCACCCCUGUCAUCUGGACUCCACUGAUCCAGGCACCCCUGCAAGCUGCAGCAGCCACCACUUCUGUCGCGAUAGCUCUGACCCACCACCCACGCCUGCCGACAGCCAUCUUCCGUCCUCCAGUGUCCGUCUUGGGUUCCUUGGGACAGCAAUCCAACCAGACUCCAAGACAGCUGAAAAGGCUUCAGUCUCUAAUCCCGUCGACUGGGCCUUCUGCUGUUGGCUCUCCCUCCAGUACUCCAUCCCAGCUGCAUACACUGGGAGCAGAAACCCCUUCGUCCUCUUCCUUCCACAUCCAGCAGCUCGCAGGAUUCUCAGCUGCCACCGGCUUAGGCCAGUUCCAGGUGGGAUCCCCUCCAGGUGGCUCAACCCAGCCGGGUUUGAGCAGCGCAUCCUUGGUGGGACUGAGCCAGUUCCAACAGGCACCUUCUGGAUCACCCUUAGGUACAGCUCAGCCCAUGCAGCAGCAACAGCAGCAGCAGCCGCCAGCCCUUCCCAGCAGUGGGUUUGGGCACUUCCAGCAAGCCACAACUAGCUCCCCAUCAGCGUCACUCACCCAGCUCUCAUCAAACUCUCCCCCCAGUCUUCUCAACCAGUUCCAGCCCACCACAAGACCACUGCAGGGGGGACAGUUACAGCAGCUCGCAGGCAGUGGGACUUUGGGUGGAAUGAAUCACUUCCAACCCCCUCCUUCUUCCAACUCGCCAUCCUCCAGCCUAAGCCAGCUGGCACAGGCCUCUGGUGGGCCGUCCUCAGGCCUGUGCCAAACACAGCCAAGUGCAUUAGGAUCUUUAACAGGAACGAUAGCCCAGCUCCACCAAGAACGGCCACCUUUUGCCUCCAUGUCUCCACUGCAACAAUCUGGUGUCGCGUCUCCCUGUUAUACCCCUUCUGGCCUUAGUCCUCCUAGUCAGAGCCCAGUGGCAACGAGAACUUUUCAGUGUGGCCCUUCUGCGGCCUCAGGCUCUCAUGGAUCUCUGCUCCUGCCUCAGACAGCCAGCCCACCUCCGCAGAUCUUGCAGUCCAAGAGCACGCCGCCUGUGCCACCGGGACGUCUGAACCAGGACAUCAAGAUGAUUUCUGCUUCCCAGCCAUCUUUGCCCCAAGAGCUGGCUCAGACACUGAGCCAAAGUUCUCCUCAUUCCUCUAGAGAAUCUGUUUCCAGCUUCUCUCCUUUUCCUGGUGGAGGGACUGGACUUCUUGGGAAGCCUUGUAGCUCAAUUCCUGGGCGUGUGACUUUACCACGUCAGAUGUCCUCAGGUUCUUUACCACACCCACUGGUGUUUGGGGCCAGCGCUGCAGGCGCUGCUGCUCUGACUGCUGGUGGGCGGAAAGAAUCCAUAGUGCUCACAGGAGAUCUGGAACCUGUCAGAUCCAAACUGCCCUCCAAUUUGUGA